Messenger RNA from Pseudo-nitzschia multistriata, 504 nucleotides. NCBI's taxonomy places the organism in Eukaryota, Bacillariophyta, Bacillariophyceae, Bacillariales, Bacillariaceae. The record is from the annotation of a GenBank genome assembly.
AUUGGUUGGACGGCAUCAUCCUUUAUCCUUUUGCCCUCAACGAAAUUUCGAAAAAUGUUGACCAAACACAACCAUCCUUUUCAAGGCAAACAAAAGCAACCCAGUGCAGAGAAAACCAAACAUAACAAUCACGAUGAACACGGAACAGAAGGAACACUUGUCCCGAUGAAGGACAUCACCCUGGCUUGCGACCGGGUGGGCUGUGGCAUGUUGCAUUUUACAACGUGGUUUGGUUUGGCUAGGGUUGUUGUUUGCUAAUCGAGGGCAAAAAGAUUUCAAUGCGGUUUGGUCUGUGCGGUACGGAGUGGGCAAAACUACGGGUUAAUCCGUCGUCGAAACGAUAUGUUUCAUCAGGGUUCGACUGCAUGUAUGCCGACUUUGAACCAAUCGGUUUCGUAUUGUGAUUUCUCGAUGUACUUCCUCCUAUUCUACUCCCCUUACCAGCAAAACACGAUACAUCAGAUGUUACACAUACAAAACAGACAAUAAGCCAACUGUAGAUAC